GAGAGAGAGGGGGAGGAGCUAUAAGAUUCCAAAAUUUGCGCACUGAUUUCCCCAAUGAGAGCGGCCUUGGCGUUUCUUUCAUCACACCUCUCAAACUUAUGUCUCUCCCUCCUCUUCUUUCCAAUAACUAACUAUUCCUUUCUCUGUCUCAGUCCAUCUCUUACCGCCCAUAACUACUCCUAAAAUCACUCAAGUAUAUAAAUAUAUCCAUCUUUCUUAGGCCUCAAAAUAUUUACACUUCAUGCAAUGGCAAUUGACUGCGUCUCCAGCAUAGCCUCCAUGCCUCACCAUCUCAAAGACGACAGUAAAGAUGAGCAAAAACAACUAGUUUUUGAUGCUUCUGUGCUUAAAUACCAAUCCUGCAUACCACAACAAUUUAUAUGGCCUGACGAUGAAAAGCCUUGCGCUAGUGCACCAGAACUCCAAGUACCACUCAUUGACAUUAAAGGUUUCCUCUCUGGUGACCCUGUUGCUGCGAUGGAAGCUUCAAGGCUUGUCGGCGAGGCAUGUCAACAGCAUGGUUUCUUUCUUGUAGUUAAUCAUGGAGUCGAUGCCACACUCGUGGCCGAUGCUCAUAGGUACAUGGAUAACUUCUUUGAAUUGCCACUCUGCGAAAAGCAAUGGGCUCAGAGAAAAGUUGGUGAGCACUGUGGAUAUGCCAGCAGCUUCACCGGCAGGUUCUCCUCCAAGUUGCCUUGGAAAGAAACACUUUCUUUUCGCUACUCAGCUCAGAGAAACGCAUCCACGAUGGUUGAAGACUACCUUGUUAAUAAAAUGGGAGAUGAAUUCAGGCAUUUCGGAAGGGUAUACCAGAGCUACUGCGAGGCUAUGAGCAAGCUUUCUCUAGGGAUUAUGGAGCUUUUAGCCAUCAGUCUGGGCGUAGGCAGAGCGCAUUUCAGGGAAUUUUUUGAGGACAAUGAUUCAAUAAUGAGGCUGAAUUACUAUCCGCUUUGCCAAAAACCAGACCUCACUUUAGGAACGGGGCCUCAUUGCGAUCCAACAUCUUUAACCAUCCUUCACCAAGACCGAGUUGGUGGUCUUCAAGUGUUUGUAGACAACGAAUGGCGUUCAAUCAGCCCAAAUUUCGAAGCAUUUGUUGUUAACAUUGGCGACACCUUCAUGGCUUUAUCAAAUGGAAGAUACAAAAGUUGCUUGCACCGGGCGGUUGUGAACAGUCACACCCCAAGAAAAUCCCUUGCUUUCUUUUUGUGCCCAAAGGGUGAUAAAGUGGUUACCCCACCAAAAGAGUUGGUGGACGCAAAUAGCCCCAGAGUAUAUCCAGAUUUUACAUGGCCUAUGCUGCUUGAAUUCACACAAAAGCACUACAGAGCUGACAUGAAUACGCUUGAAGUAUUCUCAAACUGGGUUCAACAGAGAAGCCGCUGAACCGCUGUUGUCUCUACCGUCUUGUAAAUUAGCUAGGUGUCAUUACAAAACAGACAUUGCCAUAUCACUGGCCUCUCUGCCAAGAACAUGACACUUGAUGGGUGGACAGAAAACUGAUUCAAGAGCUGGGAUUUUUGCUACGAUUUGAAGGCAAGGUCAGGGGAUAAGGGGUCAGGUGACAAGCAUUUUAAGUGAUGAAAUGAAAUACAAGACAAGAGAUGCUACGAGGAACCCAAUAAACAGCUCCACCAUCACUAAUUUUUUUUUUGUAUCUCCUUUGAGAAUAUAGAAAGCAUAGAAUUACCUCUCCUCAUGUAAAAACAAAAUUAGGCUACUUAAUUGCUAGGUUCUCUUUCUUUUGUUGUUAUAUUUCAUGCAACUUCUUCCA
Molecule: messenger RNA, 1774 nt
Organism: Gossypium arboreum
Lineage: Eukaryota; Viridiplantae; Streptophyta; Magnoliopsida; Malvales; Malvaceae
Product: gibberellin 20 oxidase 1-D-like
Exons: 3
Coding region: 247-1386 (379 amino acids)
Biological process (GO): response to light stimulus; unidimensional cell growth; gibberellin biosynthetic process
Molecular function (GO): gibberellin 20-oxidase activity
Source: RefSeq, a predicted model, not a curated record